AUGGACAUUCAUCAGCAGGAGAAGCGGCGUCCGCGACGAAAACGCCCGGAUGAAAUCGUCGUUGUGCCCGCCCCAGGAGUGUCCUACAAGGACAUGUAUGUGAAGAUCCGGACCAGCCCGCGGAUUGCCGAUUUCCAGCGGCAAAUUGGGGUUGGCAGAAGAACGCCGAAGGACCACCUCCUGCUGCCUUUGUCCCGCGACGUCGAUAGCGUGGCGCUGAAGGACAUCAUCCAGGAGGUCUUCGGGGAGAGUGGAUCGGUAACCGUCAGGACAGAGAUGGCUGAGGUCGUCCUGACUGGAAUCGACAACAUGAUCGACGAGGAGGCGCUCAAAAAGGCGUUCAUGACCACUCAGGGAAAGCAGUCAUUGGUGGCCACCGUGAACCUUUGGGAGCGCCGAGACAUGACGAAGCGGGCUCGCGUGCGCCUCCCACGAGCAGAAGCGGAACUCGUCAAGGAUCGCCGAUUGGAGCUGGGCUACACGUAUUGUUCGGUACAUGAAGCCCCAAAAGUAUCGGGUCAGCUGACUCGGUGCUUCCGGUGUCUGGAGCGGGGAUACAUCGCCGCGACGUGUACGGGGGAGGAUCGGUCCAAGCGUUGCUUACGGUGCGGUGACCAAACUCACAAGGCGUCGGGUUGCACCAACGAGAUCAAGUGUAUGCUGUGUGGCGGUGCUCACCGUAUUGGUGCCGCAGCCUGCGGUGGACAACCCUCGAACUGA
This is a messenger RNA of Anopheles merus, 720 nucleotides long. RefSeq lists its product as uncharacterized. The coding region runs from base 1 to 720 and encodes 239 amino acids. NCBI's taxonomy places the organism in Eukaryota, Metazoa, Arthropoda, Insecta, Diptera, Culicidae. The transcript has a single exon. The record is from RefSeq and is a predicted model, not a curated record. Gene Ontology annotation, molecular function: zinc ion binding; nucleic acid binding.